Molecule: messenger RNA, 846 nt
Organism: Heterocephalus glaber (naked mole-rat)
Lineage: Eukaryota; Metazoa; Chordata; Mammalia; Rodentia; Bathyergidae
Source: RefSeq, a predicted model, not a curated record
UCCUCGCAGGCAUACAAGCUGCCUCCAUCACACACUUGCGCGAACUUCCAAGAAAUACCUACCUCAAACUUCAAACUUCACACUUCACGGAGGCUUAAAAUUUCAUUCUCUAAGCCACCUGACUUCUUUUUCAUAUCAUUCCCAGUUAUUUAGAUUAAAAUAUCUAUUCGGGGAGACGGAGGUGGAGUAAGUGUCCCACGCACAGUUAUCUACAGCUACAACAUGUGUUUUCUCGGAGUGGAUUUGAAGGGGGGCGGCAAGAAAACCAGAAGCCCGCCAGGCAGAUCUGCCACCGCCUCCGGAACCAGGCUGGACUCUCCGAGAGGGGGACGCAUCCUGAGGCUCCGCGUCCGGCCGAGCUGCCGCUCUCCGGCCCCUCUCCCCUCCACUCCCCCUCCGCGCCGGCAGCGGGACGUCCUCCUCCCGCUCCUCCUCCCGCUCCCCUCCCCAGCCGAGUUCAGAAACCCGCCCCGGCCGGGCAGCCUCCGCUCCCGGCAGCCUGCGCCCUCUCGGGCUCCGCUCUGGGCUCUUCCUCCCCGGCCCCGCAGUCUCAGCUCCGAGAAACUCAUCCCGGAGCUCCCCGGAAGGGCGGGAGUGGACGGCGCUGGGGGCUGGCACUGGGGCCCGGCCCUGGGCUCCUGCCCCUGGCCCCCUCCAACUCCCCAACAGGUAGCUCACUCGGGCCGCGAGCUCUCUCUCUGCCUCCCUCGCUCUAGAUCGCUCGCUCCUUCCCGGUUACCUGGGCGGACUCCAGGAUGGUACCGCACGGCAGGGCUCCUUGUGCGCUGCGCCGCGGGAGUAAAUGGCAUUAAAGAAAAAGGGAAACACACAAAUAAAAAAAAAUAA